AUGAUUAUUGACAGGGUGGCAGCAAAAGUGAUGUGGUCCAAACGAAUCAACAGGUUCGUCCUCACGAAGGCGGCGGCUGGUUCGUUGCCAUUCAUUCUUCGUCUGCCUGCUGGAGAAUCGUGGCUGAUCAAGCGUGCCCUUGACUGCGGCGCACAUGGGCUACUAAUGCCGAUGUGCGAGACCAAAGAGCAGGCUCCAUCAGGCGUAUGCGCCUGCCGUCAUCCAGAUGUAGAGAGAUGCAAAGAUGGCUUGCGUGGCACUGGCGCGAUGUUUUCUCCCGCCAAUUUCAAUCAAGAUGGUAGUGUGUACCUGAUGUAUGCAAACCAAAACAUCACCCUCAAGGCCCAGAUCGAGGCUAAGAAGGCAGUGGACAAUAUGGAGGCGCUUGCUGCAGUUGAUAGCAAAGAUGCUUUGUUUGUGCGACUGAUCGACUUGGCUUACUCGAUUGGCUUCUUUUGCACUGACAAGACCAUCCAAAGCAUUUAG
This is a messenger RNA of Exophiala bonariae, 486 nucleotides long. RefSeq lists its product as uncharacterized. The coding region runs from base 1 to 486 and encodes 161 amino acids. The record is from RefSeq and is a predicted model, not a curated record. Gene Ontology annotation, molecular function: aldehyde-lyase activity. The transcript has a single exon. Lineage: Eukaryota; Fungi; Ascomycota; Eurotiomycetes; Chaetothyriales; Herpotrichiellaceae. Gene Ontology annotation, cellular component: cytoplasm.